Ostreococcus lucimarinus CCE9901 is the source of this 1488-nucleotide messenger RNA. RefSeq lists its product with no specific name. The coding region runs from base 1 to 1488 and encodes 495 amino acids. Gene Ontology annotation, molecular function: cysteine-type endopeptidase activity. The transcript has a single exon. Lineage: Eukaryota; Viridiplantae; Chlorophyta; Mamiellophyceae; Mamiellales; Bathycoccaceae. Gene Ontology annotation, biological process: proteolysis. The record is from RefSeq and is a predicted model, not a curated record.
AUGGGCGACGCGAUGGGCGACGACGCGGUCGUCGUGCUCGUGGCGACGAGCAGGGACGAUCGCGAAUCGUAUCUAGACCGCGCGGCGCACGACGCGCUCGCGACGACGACGACGAAGGCGCGCGAUGACGACGACGACGACGACGAAGGCGCGAUGCGAAGGAUGAACGCGACGGACGACGCGAAGAGGAUCUUUAUGGCGACGCGAAAGCGCGAACGACAGCGAGAGUGCGCGCAAGUGGGUGGUUUAUUGACGCGCGCGUGCCUGAACGCGCUCGAACGGCGAAACGGUGCGACGACGGCGUCGUGGGGACAAUUCCUGAGGAGCAAACAGCGAGCGAUGCAACGACUGCCGCCGGGAACGUCGAGCGGGAUACGAGUGCGCGCGACGCGGUGCAUCGCGAUCGAACACGAAAGGAUGACGUUCUCGAAAACGAUGCGAAACGUGGGUAGGCGAAGAGGGGUGUUUGUGGGGAUAAAUUACGAGGAGUGCGGCGUCGAGCGGUGGCGGUUGCGAAGACGCGGGGGCGACGCGUUGCGAAUGCGCGAAUAUUUAAAGACGCACUGUGGGUACGACGAGGACGACGAAGUGCUGGUGCUGUUGGAAGAUAGCGAAGCGAGUACGAACGAUGGAUCCAUCAAUCGCUCGUGCUCGAAGAAGGCGAUUUUGAAAGCGUGUCGAUGGCUCGUCGACGGCGCGCGCGCGGGGGAUUCGCUGUUCUUUUACUUUAGCGGACGCGGGCAAGAAGUGAGCGAGACGGCGACGACGACGACGACCAAGGAUAGCGUCGCCGGAGGUGGCGCGUACAAGGGUUUGAAUAAAACCGCGCUGUGCGCGUCGGACACGCCGGGCGACCCCACGGCCAGGAUCACGCGCCAAGAGUUUCGAGAGGCGUUGCGCGUCGACGCGGUCCCGUCAAACGUCCACCUCACCGUGUUUUUGGACAUUUACGGCGGCGGUGGCGAGAACGCGCUGCAUGACAUGCCGUACACGUGUGUGAACGUAACGCUUCCGGACGAGCGCGAAAUCAAAGACGCAAAGAAUGGUAAACGGGUGUCCCCGGUGACGCCGCUCUGGAUGGUGCCGAACGGUGAAAAAGCCGUGAAGGAGUUCCUGGCGCUCGCCGAAACCGCGGCGGAAGCUUACGCGGAGUGCGCUGAGACGAACAAGGCGUAUGACGCCAUAAAGCGCGAUGCGCCGCAAGAAAAGCUACCGCAAGAAAAGCCUGCGGUCGAGGCGAACGCCGAACCAAAGCCAAAGCCAAAGAAACCGUCGCCGCCGAUGGGAGAGCCGAAUCCGGAACGCGCCGUUGCGGAAGCGGAAGAGGCCCCUGUGCCGGAGACGCACGCGAACGAGAAGUCGAGCGUCGUCCCGGCCCCGGCGGCGGUGAUCGAGCGAAACGCGCGAGAGGAACGCGCGGAAAUGCAACCGCGCUCGCCGCAGUCAAUCGACGAGUCAAAACAGCCGGGCUGUUGCGUGAUAAGUUGA